AUGGAUCGAAUAUCGAACUCAAAAUCGGACACAACUUCGGCAGUUGUGUCACCGAAGGCGUCGUUAUCACCAAAAGGAACGGCCACGAAUGGAAAUGUUCCCGCUGUCAAGAAAGCAGCUGAAGGUCUUGCAGGACUCUACGAGUCUGAUGAUGACGAUAUGUCUGAGAAGGAUGGUGGACUGGAUGCGCUCUUCCUCGUAAGGAAUAAACCGGAAGAGAUUGAGCGAUAUGUGAUUCAUAUUCGCAAAAUGCUACUGGAAGGAGAGGGAGAAACUGUAAUCGAACUUGGCGUACCCAUCGAUCAAGGAGGAAAAGGUUACUUCAGGACUUGA
Cooperia oncophora is the source of this 333-nucleotide messenger RNA. The record is from the annotation of a GenBank genome assembly. Lineage: Eukaryota; Metazoa; Nematoda; Chromadorea; Rhabditida; Trichostrongylidae.